UGUUCAAAAUAAGAAUAAGUUAAAUUUUUUGACACUUACAAGUUUAAUUUUAAAAUAUUUUAGAAAUCAUUAGAGUUGGCAACACUAAUUUGUAUUAAAAAUGGCUGCCUACAGGUUAAAUAACCUGAUGUUAUCCUCCAAUGAGAUAAGUUAACGAGACUUUAACGUAUUUAAAUUUGUAUUCAUAAAUAUUGAUGCACGGAAUUUUAUAAUUGUAAUAAAAUAGGAAUAAAUUAUAUUUUUAAUUUAAUAUGGAAAUUGAUAUAAAUGAAAGGGAGUUACCAAAUGAUGCUUGGAUGGUGAAACCAUGUGAAUGGUAUAAAGAAGAAUAUCGAGAUUGUAUGAGCUUCAAAGCAAGAUUUAAUCAAUAUUUUAUUUAUGGAAAAUUUCUUGACUGCAAAGAAUGGUUGUGUAAUUAUGAAGACUGUUUGAAAUGGAGAAAAUGUAAAGAUCCACAAUAUCUUUCAUCGGUAAUUGAAGAUGAAAAGCGUCGAAGAGAAAAAAGAAUGAACUCUGCAAAAGAAAACGAUGUUUGGGAAUUAAGAAAGGAACCACCUAAAGAUUGGAAUAAACCUUUACCUGAUUAUUUAGUAGCACGACAGACUUAUUCUAUUUUUGAAGAAAAAGAAAAGGAAUUUAAAAAAUUGGGAACUUAUGGAAAUUCUUCGAAGUUAUGUACAAUCUUAUAACUUAAGUUAGAUUUAGUAUCUUUUAGUUAAUUAUAUAUAUAAUUUUCAUCAAAAAAGAAAAUUUUUGUAU
This is a messenger RNA of Centruroides sculpturatus (bark scorpion), 759 nucleotides long. Its product is annotated as UPF0545 protein C22orf39 homolog. NCBI's taxonomy places the organism in Eukaryota, Metazoa, Arthropoda, Arachnida, Scorpiones, Buthidae. The transcript has a single exon. Bases 252 to 689 code for a protein of 145 amino acids. The record is from RefSeq and is a predicted model, not a curated record.